Messenger RNA from Porites lobata, 842 nucleotides. The record is from the annotation of a GenBank genome assembly. Lineage: Eukaryota; Metazoa; Cnidaria; Anthozoa; Scleractinia; Poritidae.
AUGUUGACCUGUGCAAUUGACUCGCUGUGCCACAACAACACCAAGCCUUACGAAAAGGCUGUGGCUUCUGAUCACCUUUAUUCAUUAGUGUCACCUUCCUUCAUAAGUCCUCUACUGUUUACCACCAACCUUUUGGCACAUUCAGUGACCCGAAGCAAGCUGGCACUGAACAUCAAUGGCAAAUUGCACCCUACUGGAAGGCACACUUCUGUCAGGAAUUGGCUAAAUAGCCUUACAAUGUCAGUACCUGACUUUCCCCCUGGUGACGUCCUUUCCGCAAUUCAUAAUGUCCAAGUAUUAAUAAAAAAGUGGACAGUGGGGAAAGCCAACAGGGCACAAAUUAGUGUUUUGACUAGUGUGUGCGUAGCUCAAAUUGCUCCACAUGAGACAUUGCGAAGGGAACCUGCUCUUGCUCCAAGGUACAUAUCACGCAUGUACAUGCUUUCUCUUCUAAAAUACUAUGAUAUUAUUGAUAAAUUUUUAUAAAGGACAGUGUAUGUUAUAAUUUUCAAAAAAAGAAAAUUAAUAUGCUGAACUGUAGAUUCAGUGCAUUUGCCUUUGUGAUGUUAUGGGGUUUAUAUGUAGAAUGGCAGUCAGUGCUGCACGAAAAUGAACUACUUUUCUAGGACCUGUUGUAACGUCAUGUACAUAAAUGCACAGUUACAGUGACUUUCACAUAGCUGAAGUCUUGUUUUCUUUUAUAUGUGUAUUUUAGGGCUUGACCCAAGAGAGUAGAAGUUGCCAAAGAGAAUCAGAAGGAAAGGGCAAAGCUUAUUGAAGCAUGUUCACUUUCACAGCCUGAUAAAGAAAUUAUCCGUCGUGAGGUGAGGUGUAAAAAUUAG